Molecule: messenger RNA, 1122 nt
Organism: Raphanus sativus (radish)
Lineage: Eukaryota; Viridiplantae; Streptophyta; Magnoliopsida; Brassicales; Brassicaceae
Product: non-functional pseudokinase ZED1
Exons: 2
Biological process (GO): cell surface receptor signaling pathway; protein phosphorylation
Cellular component (GO): plasma membrane
Molecular function (GO): protein serine/threonine kinase activity; ATP binding
Source: RefSeq, a predicted model, not a curated record
AUGAUGGGUUUGUUUAAAACGGAGAGUGAAAAAAGUAAACAUUCAGACAAAAACGGAAGCCUGUUGCUAGAGGAGCUAAUCACAUCUUCAAACGGUAAAUACAAUCCAAUCCGAAUGUUUUCUUCUGACCAAAUUAUCAAAGCAACAAACAACUUCGAUGCAGAUCGUAUCAUAGCAAAAGAUAGAUUCACAUGGUACAAGGGUACUAUCGAAGAGCGGAAAGUACUCAUCAAGAAAUGGGAAGGAGAUAACGUCUUUUUCCCUUCCCCUGACAACGCUUACCGCGACAUCGCUGUUUUAUCUAUGAUGAGUAGUCAUAAGAACGUUUUGAAGCUGGUGGGUUGCUGUUUGGAGUUUUAUAAACCGGUCGUGGUUUGUGAGUAUGCGGAGAAAGGACCUCUAACUCUACAGCUUGAGGACAAGGACGGUGGUGUUCCGCUACCUUGGACUGCACGGUUAACCAUCGCCAAGGAGAUCGCAAACGCGGUGGCUUAUCUUCACUCAGCGUUUCCUAGGGUCAUAAUCAAUAGGGAUAUAAGCCCUCAAAAUAUAUUCUUGGACGAAAAUGGGACGGCGAAGCUGUCCUCUUUCUGUUUGAGCAUACCAAUCCCGGAGGGAAAAUCAUCUGUGAUUGAUGAUAAAGUAGUUCAUGGGAUAUCUACUGAUCCGGAGUAUAACGGGACAGGUAUAGUUUCGGAAAAGUUUGAUGUAUAUAGCUUUGGAGUUACGAUGUUGUUUCUACUAGGCGGUGAGUUUGGCCUUGUAUGGUUAUCGGCUAUCAUUGGGCAGAUUGGCUUCCCAUUUGCUCCUGCUUAUGCUGAAGAAAUGUGACGCGACCGCUUCAUGUACGUGAUAGAUUCGAGCAUCUUCAACGGUGAGAGUGAAGUUUCGUGUGUGCAAGUGGAAGCGUUCUUCGAACUUGCUAUGAGAUGCAUUAGGUUCUGGCCAGGACAUGACAUGUUUACGAUGGUUGAUGUGGCCAAAGAGCUUAAGGGAAUGGAAAAUCUUUCCUACACGUCUACUGAUAGCAAACAUCAUCAACCGUUGUCAGAAUUGCCUAAGCCGUUGAUCGAUACAAAAACUGUUUUGGGGAAAGGAAAAGGUAUAUUUUAUGAAAAUUGA